Molecule: messenger RNA, 1488 nt
Organism: Histoplasma mississippiense
Lineage: Eukaryota; Fungi; Ascomycota; Eurotiomycetes; Onygenales; Ajellomycetaceae
Exons: 4
Coding region: 1-1488 (495 amino acids)
Biological process (GO): malate transmembrane transport
Cellular component (GO): membrane
Molecular function (GO): malate transmembrane transporter activity
Source: RefSeq, a predicted model, not a curated record
AUGCAGACGCCGGAUUCUAUCCCACGCCACUUCCGCCGACCGGGCGACGAUGGAUACCGUACGCCUACAAUAGAAGAUGUUGAGAAAUAUUGCGAGUUUCCAUUCGCAGAAGAAUUGCUAUAUGUAUCGGAAUCACAAUGUGACAUGCCCAUUACGCCCGUCCUUGAUCGACUCCGUUCUCGCGCAUCUCAAUACGCUACCGGCUCGAGACACAUCGGCCAUGAUGCCAGUACAACUGGAAUGCAACUUAACGAGAGGAAAUCGACCAAUAUUUCCGAAUCCUUCUACAAUUGUAAUAACGAUGUUGAUUCGCUGCCGCUGGACUUACCUUGGAAGGAGAGAAUUCGACACUUUACCUGGGCGUUUUUCACCCUGACGAUGGCCACGGGGGGCUUGGCGAAUGUGUUAUAUUUAAUUCCAUACCGCUUCCGAGGCCUAGAUACAAUAGGCAGUGUUGUCAUGCUUAUCAACAUUUUCUUAUACUUCUGCAUCUGGGGCCUGUUGCUCACACGGUUUUAUUACUACCCAUAUACAUUCAAAGCAUCCAUCACGCAUCCGACAGAGUCUCUAUAUGUUCCGGCGUCGAUCGUCUCGUUUGGGACUAUCCUUAUUAAUCUCUCACAAUAUGGCCCUCCGAAAGCCGGAGAAUGGCUCAGUACAACUAUGUGGAUCCUAUUCUGGGUCAACGCCACACUGGCUGUAAUAUUUUCUGCCGGCAUAUAUUUGACUAUAUGGUCAACUCAAACCUUUACAAUCGCCCAGAUGACACCGAUAUGGAUAUUCCCCGCGUACCCGAUGCUGAUCAUCGGUUCUCACGCCAGCGUGUUAAGCAAGAGCUUAUCGCAGAGACGAUCUCUCGACAUGAUAAUCGGAGGCACGACCAUCCAAGGCGUCGGAUUUCUUGUCUCAUUGACAGUCUACUCAGCAUUCAUAUACAGACUGAUGACGCAGAAGCUGCCGAAGGAAAAUCUGCGUCCUGGCAUGUUUGUCUCCGUGGGGCCGAGUGCGUUUACAGUCGCUGGCCUAGUGGGUAUGGCCAACAAUACGAGCCGGGCGUUCCCGCCGGGCUUCAUGGGCGACGGCCGUUUGGCUGCGGAUGUCAUUCGCAUCGUGGCGAAUUUCACUGCGUUGUGGCUUUGGGGCCUCGCCAUCUUCUUCUUCUUCAUUGCCGUCUUCGCCCAUUGGUCAGCCGUUGGCCGUGGACGUAUGAUCUUCUCCAUGACCUGGUACUCAUUCGUCUUCCCCAACACGGCGCUGGCGGCUGCCACUUUCGCCAUCGGCAAUGCAUUCAGGUCUGAGGCGAUCAAGGUCGUGGGCUGUGUGAUGGCCGUCCUGCUAGUGGUGACAUAUUGCUUUGUCACGAGUAUGAUGGUGCGGGCAAUCAUUUUGCGCCAUAUCUUAUGGCCACGGAAGGGCGAGGAUAAGGAUGAGGGUGGGUUUAAGAUGAGCGAGAUUCAGCCAGCUGCGCCCCCGACCCAGGGUGGAUAA